Messenger RNA from Bursaphelenchus xylophilus (pine wood nematode), 2243 nucleotides. The record is from the annotation of a GenBank genome assembly. NCBI's taxonomy places the organism in Eukaryota, Metazoa, Nematoda, Chromadorea, Rhabditida, Aphelenchoididae.
AUGGACUCCAAUCAAUCAUUGGCCAUCGAACGACCCCAACCAUUUAUGGUCACUUCUCUGCCGGCUUACAAUUUGAAUCUUCUGCCUGGGUAUACGGUAGCCGGAACAAACCUACUGUAUCCGCCAGGUAAGGAGAAAAAGAAUGCCCAAAAAUUUUAGAACACUUCUGGUUAUGUUUGUUGUCACUUUUCUUUUAUUUUUUUGGUUCUUUCUUGGUUCACCGAGACGGCGAAGAAACGGCGAACUGCGCCCGGGCUUUUCGAUGAGAUCUGAUUUUUGUAGGGUUUAUGCUAAAUUUGGAAUUUAGGUUUUAUGUGGAUAAAAAAUAGAGCUAAAGAUGGUGUUAUAGAGCGUUUAUUUUCCAUAUUUGGUUGAAUAAUUAUGGAGAUAUACGCAUUUUACUUUAAUAUACCAAGUGCAAUAUAAAAAGGUCAAAUUUUCUUUGAAUUCUUGAAAAAUCUUGGCUUAGAAUAGGGCACCGUGACAGCCUUUUCUUCGCUGUUCAUCUAAAAAUCCUGUCAGAGCUCAGAAAGUUCCGUUUUCGUCUCAAAAUCUUUAGUGUAAUUUCAAAACUUCUGAAAAAUGAUGAUUUUUCUGAAAACUCUUCAAAAUUCAGGUGUCGACUACAACCAAAUCAACGAAUUCCUCCCUCAAAUGACAGUCCUACUCCCUCAACAAACUUUACCAUCAAUUUCCGAGCCAUCAAAAGCCAAAGAAGAAGCGCCUAAGGCGCUCGAACAAUCCCUCCCAAAACCCGCAGACAACGACGGGAUGGGUCCGCCGACCAAGAAAAAGAUCAUCAGCCCAUUCUCUUCCGAGGCCAAGGUUCCGCUGCCUUCACAGUUGGAUGAAUUGUGGUGAGUUUGGGUGCAAGGAUAAUGUAAAUUUUGGUGUUUAGGAGCUAUGGAACCACUGUUCAUAGACGGAAUCAAAGAGAAAGAGAUCGAGUUCGACAGGUUAAUGAUGGUUAUGCAAGAUUGCGGGAACAUCUCCCUUUAAUCGAGAGGUAAAUCCAGGUUUUUUCACAAGGAGAGUACCCCUAUGGGGGCUCCUGAUUUUUGACGGGAUAUAUGUCAAAAAAUCCAAAAAAUUGUGCUGAUGAAGGGUAUGUAAAAAUUACCUGCCAAAUUUAGGUUUUUAGGGGUGAAAAAUCAAUCGCAAGUUGACUUAAAGUCCUAUGUACAAGUCCUACGUAAACCCAUUUUCGCUUAAUUUUCCACAGGUUUACAACUUUUAUUUUAGCUUAAAGUUAUGUUUCUUGAGUUUCUUAAGACGUAAUAAAUCAGUCUUGGCACAAAAAUUUAUUUUUCAGACCUUCAACUUCGAAAAAAGUUGAUUCAGCCCAAAAGGGAAAUCGAACCCGUCCGGCGCCCCCCUCUUGAUUCCCAGACUACGGCACUAGCCACUCGCCUACGCUCUCUUCCGGAGGAAAAGAUCGAUGCGCCUUUUGUAGCGAAAUUAAUUAACAGGGGAAGUACUCCAAGUGCGACGCUCAGAUUUUGAUGAAACUUGGCACAAAUUUAGAACAAUUUUUUCUAAUAUAUAUGCGAGAAUCCUAGCUCGCGCUUUACAGAAACAAGCGAGAUUUUUAGAUCGAAAGUCGGCCAAAAUUUCGGACUUUUUGCCGAAUUUCGGCACGAAAAGUUUCGUGCCUAUUUCAACUGUAAAGGCUAGUGUUUCCACAAAAAAUCAAAUUUUUCCGCUGCCAAAGUUAUGGCCAAAAAGCGCUUUUCUCUCUGACCGCUCUCCACGUUUAGCGUGCUCUCUCGGCGGCAUAAAUCGUCCGAUAUCUUGGUGGCACCCGCAAAGCGCGAGCUAAAACUUUCAGGAACUGAUAUUUAGUCCAAAUCCGACGUGUGUGCAAAAUUUAAAGAAAAUCUGAGCGUCGCACUUGGAUUACUUCCCCUGUAAGCCAGUUUUUGGGCAAUUUAGACCCCUAAACCCAAAAUUGGGCAGCUUAGUUUUAUAUAUUCUUGAUCAGCACAAUUUUUUGGAUUUGAUAUGUCCCGUCGAAAAGUAGGAGCCCCCAUAAAAGUACUUUCCUUCUCACGUCAGAUAAAAUUUACCAUCACAUUGUUUUACAUCCCUAUGAUUUCAGUGAGAAGCGAAUAAGCAAGGUAGACACUCUCCGACUCGCCAUCAUCUACAUCCAUCAUCUAGAAAAUGUAGUGAGGAAUGUAAAUCACGAAUUGGAAUGCGUUUGCUUCCUGCAUUAUCAGCCCUCCGGCAAUUCAUCGAACUAG